Molecule: messenger RNA, 1445 nt
Organism: Thamnophis elegans (Western terrestrial garter snake)
Lineage: Eukaryota; Metazoa; Chordata; Lepidosauria; Squamata; Natricidae
Gene: SWSAP1
Product: SWIM-type zinc finger 7 associated protein 1
Exons: 2
Coding region: 11-838 (275 amino acids)
Biological process (GO): double-strand break repair via homologous recombination
Cellular component (GO): Shu complex
Molecular function (GO): single-stranded DNA binding
Source: RefSeq, a predicted model, not a curated record
ACUCCGCUACAUGCGGGCUUUGGAUUGGUUGCUAUGGCGGCCGGGCCCUUCCGUUGCUAUGGCGGCCUCGUCGCUGGAGUUGGAGAUGGCGGGAGCCGGAGUCGCGCCGGUUGGGUCUCGUCCGCGGCCGCUGCUGCUUCUCGGCCCUCCCGCCUCGGGUCGUUCGGCGCUGUUGUUCGGCGCAGCACUAGCGGGGGCUUCCGUGGUCCCCUCGGCUCGAGUGUUGUUCUUGGCCCCGCGGCCCCUGGAGCGGCUUCCGGGCGGGAAAACAGCUGGAGGAGGAGGAGGAGCGAUCCAGAAAAUCCAUUUCCUGUACCCGUCUUCCUUCCAGGAGCUACUUCAGCUGUUGGCCUCCCUGCAUCACACCUUACCCAACAGCCCCUCCAUGAUUGCUCUGGAUGGUUUGGAAGAAUACCUGAACGGUUGUUCCAGCGCCUAUACAGCAGCCCAGCUUGUAGCUCUCUUGCUGGACACAUCCAAUCAUUUCGCUCAGAAACGCCAUUUGUCUGUGGGCUGCCAGCUGGUGGUUUCCAUGAAGUUUCUGGGAGAAGCUGGGGAAGAACCAGAAUUUUUCUCAGCCAUCGAACGCUACUUCCCAGCAAAACUGUGGCUGCAUCCAGAGACUGGGAAAGACGGCGGUCUAGAUAAUCAAAAUUUAACCAGGCUGAUUAGGGCACAACUCCUCCGGCCAGGGACAAAGGAUCAAGAAUGGAUGGUGAAAUUUGAUGCACAAGGUAGCAUGACAGUCUCUCUGUUGCCAUGCAAAAAUGAACCUGAGGAUGAAACGGUUUCUGAAAAUAGGCCGCCUGAUUCUGAAGUUGGUAGCACUCAGACUUAAGGACUUCUGGACAAUAUUUUGAUCUACAGCAAACACACCUUCCAUUAAUACAGAAUGUGAUUUUUUUUUUAAAAUCAAAGUUUGAGUUUUUCAUUUAGACUGAACUGGCGAGUUGACAAUUUAAAGAAAUGUAAUCAAUUUCAGUGUUGCACAAAGUUGGAGGUAGCUUGUAUGCUAUUUGGUCAGUUAGGAGAGUAUUCUCUGCACUGUGAUUCCUCUGGAAGGGGGGGUGGCUUGGGCUGCUCCAGUUUCUUAGCAUUGAUAUGGAUUUGUUAGCCCUUGGAAGGAAGGAGGGAGCCCCAUAAAAGAUUGUAUACUCUGCACAAUAAUCGUCCUAAGUUCUCUCAAGAAGCUGUGUUGGAGAAGCCUCCUCAAAUAUCUACUUGGGGAGACUGUCAAAAGGGCUUUCCGGCACUUAGGCCUUCAGCUGCUAUUUGCAAACUGCCUGGAAAUGAAACCAGAUUAAGGAAUCCCUUCUCAGAUUUUAGCCCCAGUCUUUGGCUAAAGUGAUGGCCUGAUAUUCAUUGUGCAUUAUGUUUACAUGGACCCUGAUCGGUGGGUUUUCCUGCUUAUCUCCACUGAAUCAAUAAAAAGGCCAUUCCUUUCA